CCAAACAACUUUCGCCGUUAUUUUCAGGCUCCCAAUCAGCAAUCCAAGAUGGCCCGCACCAAGCAGACUGCCCGCAAGUCCACCGGUGGCAAGGCGCCCCGUAAGCAGCUGGCCACCAAGGCCGCUCGUAAGACCCCCGCCACCGGCGGUGUGAAGAAGCCUCACCGCUACCGCCCCGGUACCGUGGCGCUGCGCGAGAUUCGCAAGUACCAGAAGUCGACUGAGCUGCUGAUCCGCAAGCUGCCGUUCCAGCGCCUGGUCCGUGAGAUUGCCCAGGACUUCAAGACCGACCUGCGCUUCCAGAGCCAGGCCGUGCUGGCGCUGCAGGAGGCUGCUGAGGCUUACCUGGUGGGCCUGUUCGAGGACACCAACCUGUGCGCCAUCCACGCCAAGCGUGUGACCAUCAUGCCCAAGGACAUCCAGCUGGCCCGCCGCAUCCGUGGCGAGCGCGCUUAAGCGCAUCGCUGGCUGCUGUUGCCUAGGCGCCCAGACGUGUGCCAUCUCGAGUGCACGCCUGCAAUCAAACUCGGUGUUUCUCAACACCACCCUUUGAGCCGGAUUAUACAAUUAACAGGGGCCGAGGUCAGAAACCUGGGGCGCGGUGAGGGGCCUUGGGACUGGCUUGCAUACUGCUUUCGGGGGAGGGGGUGGGUCGUCCUGUAGCUAGUGGACGCCCGACAGUUUGUGCACGAGCCUGGGCCAGGGCAGGGACCGGGUGAGCUCCUGAGGUGUGUUCUUGUGCGCAGGUUAGCUCAACACCCUCAACCCGGAGGCGAAUUCUUCCAGUAUGAACACGAGGCGCUAUUGUUGUGUGUAUUUACAAAGGUGGUGAGCACGGCGUGCAUUCCUGUCCCUGUAGAAACCGAGGCCCGGGCCGGGGGGGCCUUAUAACGCCUGCGGCACUUAUAUAUGCAGCUAGUUUGGUCCCCGAAUGGGGUGCUUUUGCACCUGUGCGCCCAAAUGGAAUCUAGUAACGCGGCUAACCUGGCUGGGUCCGUAUCCUGCAUAACGGCCCGCGGCCCGCAUCCCUCCUGUAAAAUCGAUCCUGC
Molecule: messenger RNA, 1049 nt
Organism: Chlamydomonas reinhardtii
Lineage: Eukaryota; Viridiplantae; Chlorophyta; Chlorophyceae; Chlamydomonadales; Chlamydomonadaceae
Exons: 1
Coding region: 49-456 (135 amino acids)
Cellular component (GO): nucleosome
Molecular function (GO): structural constituent of chromatin; DNA binding; protein heterodimerization activity
Source: RefSeq, a predicted model, not a curated record